GGUCGCUCCCCGCUGCCGCGGCCGCCGCUCCAGGUGCGGCGCUGUGCCGGGCGGGCGCGGGGCGGGCGCGGCGCUGACGCCAUAGCGGCGGUGCUGGCGGAGCUGCCCGAGCUGCCCGAUGGCCGCGGCCGAGCCGGCGGCGCGGAAGCGGCGGCCCAAGGGGCACUUCGCGGCGGGGGCCGGCCGGGCCAAGCGGCCCCGCGGCGCCGGGCGGCAGCUGGAGGCCGGCAUGCGCGGCAUCCUCAUCACCUGCAACAUGAACGAGCGCAAGUGCGUGGGGGAGGCCUACAGCCUGCUGGGCGAGUACGGGGACCUGCUCUACGGGCCCGAGCAGUUUUCAGAUCACGAGGAGAGGCUGUCUGGAAGCGACAGGGAGGAGGAUGAGGAUGAUGUGGAGGCGGCUCUGAAGAAGGAGGUUGGCCAGAUCCGUGCCUCGACGGAGCAGAAGCUGCGGCGGUUCCAGUCGGUGGAGAGUGGUGCCAACAACGUGGUCUUCAUCAGAACCCAGGGCAUAGAACCCGAGAACCUGGUGCACCAUAUACUAAAGGAUAUGCACACCACUAAAAAGAAGAAAACGAGAGUCAUUCUGCGCAUGCUGCCCAUUUCUGGAACUUGCAAGGCUUUUAUGGAAGAUAUGAAAAAAUACACAGAAACAUUUUUUGAGCCUUGGUUUAAAGCCCCUAACAAGGGUACUUUUCAAAUAGUUUACAAAGCUCGUAAUAACAGCCAUAUGAGUAGGGAAGAAGUAAUUAAGGAACUGGCAGGAAUUGUGGGUAGCCUCAAUCCAGAAAACAAGGUUGAUCUUAAUAAUCCACAAUACACAGUUGUGGUGGAAAUAAUAAAAACCGUCUGUUGCUUAAGUGUGGUGAGGGACUAUGUUCUGUUCAGAAAAUACAAUCUACAGGAGGUGGUGAAGAGCAACAAAGAAGAUGCACAACAAAACCCACCAAGUGUGACAGAAGAACAGAAUUCAGAGGUAGUUAAAGCAGAAACUGAGGAGGAGGUGAAGAGCUCUAAAGAAGUAAAAGAAGAGAACAAGAAUCAAAGUGAAAUAGAAUCUGAGCCCAAGGGGAAUGAUGCUCUGACAGUGUAGAAAAUGUUAUAUAAGGGAAAGGUGAACAUAAUCCAAACAUAUAAAACAAGUUGCCCUGGAGUUCUGAAAGGGUGUUGGAAUGAGGAAGAGGGGGUUUUGUUUUGAAGUCCUGGUUUUAAAAUCCACAUCUAUAAGAAUUCUAAUGCUUGUUGCAGGUGGAACUGACAUUUUAGCAGAUGUAAGGGUGCUCGAGAGUGCAUCACCUCUCUGGUGAAGCUUGCAGUCCUCCUGCAGCUUUGUUCUGCAUUUCCUGUCCCUGGCACACAAAGCAGGGGUCUGUGCAUGUAUAUGUAGAUGUGGCCACCCUGACAUGUAUGAACUCUCCUUUGUUAUAUCUGGAGGCUACAGAAGCCAAAAGGCAGCACAGAAACAGCUCUGAGCAAUUAUUGUCAGGAGUGAGUGAUCUGGAAAAGAGUUGGUUGCAGAGGGUUUUGGGAAGGAAGUGAGCUGACAGCUGCAGAAACUUAGUAACAUUUUUCUGUGUGAACAACUGAAUGAGGUAAAUCUGAUAGUCUGACAGAGAGUUUAUACAUUUAUUUAUAUAUACACAAGGAUAUGCUGUCUUGACAUGAAUGGAAAGAACUGUUAUGAUAUAUAUAAAUACUUGAAUAUUAUGAGAUGAUUUAGAAUAAAAGAUUGGACUGUUUUAGAACAGUAGAAGCACAGUGCAGGCAUUGCAGAUGGUUUUAUCAAAAGCUACAUGUCUGUUUACAUUAGCUGUGUAUGCAGCACUUACUAGUUUAUAGUAAAUGCUGUAGUCACUGAAUGGAAUCCUUUUGAGUAAUUUCCUGCAAACAGCCUUUUGCUGCUCUUUCCAAAGACUCAAUCCUUGGGGGAUUUUAUAAAAUGUUCCUGGAGUUAUUUUUUUCUCAAGUCUCAAAGUUUGAGUUAAAAUACUGCUUGGAAACUUCUUAUUAAGAAGCUCUCCAUUAUACUAUACUAGAUAAGGGGAAUAAAUUUUAAUUUUUGGUACAGUUUUAGUUUUAUGGUAUUAAUUUUGUUUCAGAAUGAAAGUAAUGCUAGUGAGUGUUUCUGUUGUCUUUGUGUUACAGUGGAUUGUCCCUGUGACUCCUAAAAACCAACCAAAACCAGUGCAGCUAUAACUUGCUUUCCAACAGGGUUUUGAGUAUGCUUCCUGUAGAAUUUUGUAGCUUCAGUAUUUAAUUUCUAGGAUAAAAGCCUGUAUGUUGCUAAUGGGAAAAGACUUAUCUUGAAGAACACAAUUUGUUACUGGUCUUGAUUUAAUGGAAAGGAUGUGUUCAAAUCUCUGUCAUCAUUUAUAUUUUCCUCUUCUUUCAAAAUUGUUUUAGAAGUUGGAAAAUGAAAAUUACUUUUUUUCCCUAGUCCUGUCUCCCUUGCAACCCAUUUAUUAAAAUUCUGCUUUCUUACCUCC
Molecule: messenger RNA, 2486 nt
Organism: Poecile atricapillus (Black-capped chickadee)
Lineage: Eukaryota; Metazoa; Chordata; Aves; Passeriformes; Paridae
Gene: THUMPD1
Product: THUMP domain containing 1
Exons: 4
Coding region: 119-1093 (324 amino acids)
Biological process (GO): tRNA modification
Molecular function (GO): RNA binding
Source: RefSeq, a predicted model, not a curated record